Molecule: messenger RNA, 2556 nt
Organism: Aspergillus novofumigatus IBT 16806
Lineage: Eukaryota; Fungi; Ascomycota; Eurotiomycetes; Eurotiales; Aspergillaceae
Product: dihydrolipoamide acetyltransferase component of pyruvate dehydrogenase
Exons: 8
Coding region: 1-2556 (851 amino acids)
Biological process (GO): pyruvate decarboxylation to acetyl-CoA
Cellular component (GO): pyruvate dehydrogenase complex
Molecular function (GO): dihydrolipoyllysine-residue acetyltransferase activity
Source: RefSeq, a predicted model, not a curated record
AUGGUUGCCUCUGCUGUCCGAAUGCGCAUUCCCAGCGCCAUGUUGUCGAAAGGCGGCCUCUGCGUGAGGCGGCCUCAGGUUAUUCACAGAUUCAAGGACGCUGUCCAACCUCAAUUGCCUGCCUUAUCCGCCCUCUCCCGUUUCUAUGCCUCCAAGUCCUUCCCCCCUCACACCAUCAUCAGCAUGCCUGCCCUCUCGCCCACAAUGUCCGCAGGAAACAUUGGGGCUUGGCAGAAGAAGGCCGGUGAUUCCCUGUCGCCGGGUGAUGUUCUCGUGGAAAUCGAGACCGAUAAGGCACAGAUGGACUUUGAAUUCCAAGAGGACGGUGUCUUGGCCAAGGUUCUGAAGGAGACUGGUGAGAAGGAUGUGGCUGUCGGCACUCCUAUCGCCGUCCUUGUGGAGGAAGGAACAGAUGUCGCCCCCUUUGAGAGCUUUACUCUAGAAGACGCCGGUGGUGAUAAGGGAGCUGCACCCGCCAAGGAGAGCAAGGAGGAGCCCAAGGCUGAGGCUGCACCAGCCCCUUCGACGCCCGAGCCUGCACCCGCCGCUCAGGAGCCUGAGACAUCUACUGAGAAGCUCCAGCCUAGUCUUGACCGUGAGCCCAACAUCAGCCCUGCUGCCAAGGCAUUGGCCCUGGAGAAGGGUGUUCCGAUCAAGGCUCUCAAGGGUACUGGACGUGGUGGUCAGAUCACCAAGGAAGAUGUGGAGAAGUACAAGCCUAGCGUUUCCGCCGCCGCCGCCCCUACAUAUGAAGACAUCCCUCUCACAUCUAUGCGCAAGACCAUUGCUACCCGCCUGCAGCAGUCGAUGAGAGAGAACCCUCACUUCUUCGUUUCGACCACUCUGUCCGUUACGAAGCUACUGAAGCUCCGCCAGGCUCUCAACGCUUCUGCUGAGGGCAAAUACAAGCUCUCCGUCAACGACUUCCUUGUCAAGGCUUGUGCCGCCGCUCUUCUGAAGGUUCCUGCGGUCAACUCGAGCUGGCGCGAGGAGAAUGGCCAAGUUGUCAUCCGCCAGCACAACACCGUUGAUAUUAGUGUUGCCGUUGCCACUCCUAAUGGUCUUAUCACUCCCGUUGUCAAGAACGUACAUGGUCUUGGCCUUUCCAGCAUCUCUAACCAGAUCAAGGAUCUCGGUAAGCGCGCUCGGGAGAACAAGCUCAAGCCUGAGGAGUACCAGGGCGGUACUUUUACCAUCAGCAACAUGGGCAUGAACCCUGCUAUUGAGCGGUUCACCGCUGUCAUCAACCCCCCUCAGGCUGGUAUUUUGGCCGUUGGCACCACCCGCAAGGUUGCUGUUCCCGUUGAGACCGAGGAGGGUACCUCUGUUGAGUGGGAUGACCAGAUUAUCGUGACUGGCAGCUUCGACCACAAGGUUGUCGAUGGUGCUGUUGGUGCUGAAUGGAUCAAGGAACUGAAGAAGAUUGUUGAGAACCCCCUUGAGCUUCUUCUUCGCGCCCCUAACCCACCACGAACCUAUCUGAGUGAAACAGGGGAAAGCACGGCCUCCCUAGUUGACGUCGACUCCCCGCAUGUGGUCUCAGUAGACUCGGAUUUCCUCAACAAGGAAGUGAAGACCAGUACUCAGGCUGAUCGCUUAGAACGAGAGGCACAGGAGAAAGAGGAGCGGAAAGAGCAGAGGAAGGCGGAGAAGGCGGAAGCGAAGGCUACGCGCGCCGGCCAUGUCGCCAAGCGCAACCCUGUCUUCCUCGGGAAUGCCCUGCUGUACGCCCUUGUCGGUGCCGCGCUCGGAUAUGGCGCAUACAGGAAGCAUGCUGAAGGCAAGCUGUCGUGGAAGCUUGUUGGAACAUGGACUGGUAUCGUCGGAGCCUUCAGUACGGUCGAUUACUUUGUCAGCAAUCUUCUGCUAUCCGCCGCGAUCUGGACACAUUCUCUCAGUCGCCCGCAACAACAUCUGCAGCUUUACAAGAUUGCAGCUUCCUUGGCGUCGCUAUCACGCACUAUCGAUGACUAUUCCGCCUUGUCCAAGAAGGAACUGAUACCUGAGAAGCAAGAAAAGGCGUUUGAAAGAGUCAAGAAUUUUCGCGCCGAGCUUGCGGAUUAUAGGACACACUUUGAUCAACUCCGAAAGGAGCGUGAAGAAGCUCAAUCGGUGACAAAUCGCAACGAGCUGCUUGGCCGACGACCACACCACGCAGCGACUCCCGAGAACCCGUACGCCCAGUCUUCCCUCCCCCAAUCUUCGCCUUUCGCAAACCCUUCAUCAUCCCGCUCAGGUCUCAGCUUCGGAGCUUCACCAGCGGAUUACACCAGGGAGACGCAUGCGCUCCGAGAGCAAUCCUUUUUUGCCAACACGAACUCGCAACUGGAUGAAUUUCUCGAUAGAGGCCGCGCUGUUUUGACAGACCUUGGGCAACAGCGCGAGGUGCUGAAAGGCACGCAGCGCCGGCUAUACAGUGUUGCGAAUACCCUGGGUGUGAGUGGUGACACGAUUCGAAAAGUCGAACGAAGAGCAAAGCAGGACAAGUGGAUAUUUUGGGGUGGUGUUCUCGCUUUCUUCCUCUUUUGCUGGUUGGUAUUACGCUUUUUGAGGUGA